CCGUAACAUAUAACAAAAAAUAAGUAAAAAAAUUUAACACCUAAAUAAAUAGUAUUUAUAUGGUACAUAAGAUAUAAGAUACCUUUGUACCAAACAACUACUAUUACUCGUUAAAGUGGCGGUCAUUCAAGAGUCAUUAAAUGGUUAUACUAACCUACAACAGAAUAUACCGCAAGUUUUUGUUGAUCGACGGUUUGUCCACGAGGCCUAAAAAUGCUCAUCAGCUCACCAUUCAUUCUACCUACCAUUCUACAUCCUGCUUUCUUCCCGUGUCUCUACUCUUUUUGGUCCUACUCCUACUUUGGCUUCUCCAUGUCUUACUAUAUAUGGAAGUUCCGAUUAUUUGCAUAGCUAAUACUACAACACACACUCAUAAUUAUACUACAGAAUCAAUCAUGGAGAAUGAGAAGUCAAAUGAUGUUCUUCAUGUAGUUAUGUUCCCAUUUUUUGCUUUUGGUCAUAUUAGUCCAUUUGUGCAGCUUGCUAACAAGCUCUCCUCUCAUGAUGUCAAAGUUUCUUUCUUCACCGCAUCUGGCAAUGCGACCAGAGUCAAAUCUAUGUUGAAUUCUGCUCCCACUACUCAUAUAGUCCCUCUCACUCUUCCUCAAGUUGAAGGUCUACCUCCUGGUGCAGAAAGUACUGCUGAGUUGACACCAGUAACUGCAGAACUUCUCAAAGUUGCUUUAGACCUUAUGCAACCACAAAUCAGGACUCUACUCACCCAUCUCAAACCCCAUUUUGUUCUCUUUGAUUUUGCUCAAGAAUGGCUCCCAAAAAUGGUUGAUGAAUUAGGUAUCAAGACUGUUUUUUACUCUGUUUUUGUUGCACUUUCCACUGCUUUUCUUACUUGCCCUGCUAGAGUCCCUGAACCCAAAAAAUAUCCCCGUCUUGAAGACAUGACAAAACCUCCACCUGGAUUUCCUCACACCUCUGUCACUUCAGUCAAAACUUUUGAGGCUCGAGAUUUUCUAUACAUUUUCAAGAGCUUCCAUGGCGGUCCUACUGUAUAUGACCGUGUACUCUCAGGACUCAAGGGUUGCUCUGCUAUACUAGUCAAGACUUGUUCUCAAAUGGAAGGCCCUUAUAUAGAAUACGUGAAAGCACAAUUCAAUAAACCUGUUUUUCUUGUAGGACCAGUAGUCCCUGAU
Messenger RNA from Nicotiana tabacum (common tobacco), 1148 nucleotides. The record is from RefSeq and is a predicted model, not a curated record. Lineage: Eukaryota; Viridiplantae; Streptophyta; Magnoliopsida; Solanales; Solanaceae.